UUUAAAAUAAUUUUUGGAAUGAAACAAAAUAAUUCUUUUUAUUUUUUAUUUCCUUUAUUUUUGGUAUUGUUUAUAUUUUCUUUAGUUAAUUCUAAAUCUGAUGAAAAGAAUUCAAAGAAAAACGAGAAAAAAGAAGGAAAGUCAAAUGUACAAUUUGAAGGUCAAAAUUUGCAAUGGAAGGACGAUGAUGGUCUUGAAAUAAAAAUAAUUAGGCCAAUUUCCAAAGAAAAAUGUACAAUUAAAAGUGAACCGGGAGAUAUUUUAGAACAAUAUUAUAAAUUAUCCGAUGCUAAUGGAAAAGAAAUUGGAUCAAACUUCAAUAUGAAACCAUAUACAUUUACUCUUGGAAAAGGACAAGUAAUUGCUGGAAUGGAUAGAGCAAUGACUGGAAUGUGUAUUGGAGAGAAAAGAAAAGUUACAAUUCCUGGAAAAUUGGGAUUUGGAAAUGAAGGGAGGGCUAGGGAUGGAAUAACUAAAGAUCAAGUACUUCAUUAUGUAGUACAGUUAAAAAAUUUAUUCCGACCAAUUCCUGGUCCAAAAUGGCGUGAAGAAGAUGGAUUGGAUAUUGAGGUAACACACAAAAUUGAUGAGUCAAAAUGUCGUCGUUCUGCUAAUGGAGAUACAAUUCACCAACAUUAUACUCUUCAUUUGGCAGAUGGGACAUUUAUAGAUUCUUCACAUACACGAGGAGAACCUUUUAUAUUUAAACUUGGUAAAGGUGAGGUUAUUGCUGGAAUGGAUAGAGCAAUGACUGGAAUGUGUGAAGGAGAACGUAGAAAAGUUAUUAUACCUUCAAAAUUAGGUUAUGGAACUAAAGGCCGCGAUCAAAUUCCCGGAGGAGCUGAACUUCAUUUUGAUAUAGAAUUAGCUAAAUUAUUUAAAAAAGCAGCAAGUGAUGAGCUUUGA
Meloidogyne enterolobii is the source of this 906-nucleotide messenger RNA. NCBI's taxonomy places the organism in Eukaryota, Metazoa, Nematoda, Chromadorea, Rhabditida, Meloidogynidae. The record is from the annotation of a GenBank genome assembly.